Molecule: messenger RNA, 540 nt
Organism: Spirodela intermedia
Lineage: Eukaryota; Viridiplantae; Streptophyta; Magnoliopsida; Alismatales; Araceae
Source: the annotation of a GenBank genome assembly
AUGUCCGUGGCCUGCUCGAUCUCCCCCAUCAAGGUCAGAAUCUCGCCGCACAGGCCGAAGCCCUACUCCAAUGUCGUCAGGAGCUCGAAAGCUGAAGGCCCCCUGAGGAGGCCCUCGGUGCCUACUCCUCCUGCGCCGCAGUCUAUUUCCGCGGCGCCGCCUCCGUCUCCCCCGCAGUCGGGAGUGGCGGCGACGGCUCCCAAGGACGGGGUGGUGACGCUGGAAUACCAGAGAAGGAUGGCCAAGGAGAUGCAGGAGUACUUCCGGCAGAAGAAGCUGGAACAGGCAAAUACGGGGCCAUUUUUCGGCUUCUUAGGGAAGAAUGAAAUCGCUAAUGGAAGGUCGACCCUUAGUCUUCUUCCCCUUCUUCUUCGGUAUCAAUAUAUAUCGAAGGCAUUUAACAUUUUUUCUCGUCUUCCAUGCACAUGGGCCAUGUUUGGAUUUGCUGUGGGAUUGCUAACAGAGUAUGCAACUGGCGCGGAUUUCGUUCAACAGCUGAGGAUCCUUCUCUCGAACUUUGGAAUAGUUGACCUGGACUGA